UAGAGCCAGAAAGAUGUCAUGAAGGAGAUGACUGCUUUGUAAGGCAGGGCUAAACUUCUGAGUACCUUGAUUACAGCAAGCUGCAUGAGUGGCCCCCAAACCACAUCCUUCAUGGUUUUCCUCUGAAUGUCUUUAACGUGAAAUGGGCCUGAGCCACUCGAGGGCUCACCCAAGGGUGACCAAAGUAGCACCUUUGCAAAACAAAGAGGAAGAGCCUCCCUCAGCUGGCCCUGUGGACAUUGUAUUCAAUCAGAAGCUGGAAGAAAAGAGUUCAUAUUUGUUCACGAGACUGCAGGACCGGAGUAAAGCUUUGGAAGGGCAGCUGCCACCUCUACGAGAGACCUGGUAUGGAAGGUAUUCUGCAGUGCCCAGGGCCAUGUAUUUUGACAUCCCACUGGAACAGGGAGAAACAAGUAUUAUUAAAAGGCAUCCACCCCGAAGACUUCAAAAGCUUGAACCCGUUGACCUGCCACAUGUAAUUACUUCUGAAAGGCUCCUGAGCCAGCAAGAAGCCUGGACAGCUCACAAAGCAAAGCAGGAAUCGGAAAAGAAGAUGCAAACUCCAAUGCAUACUUCCGGGAAAAGACAAUAUUUACAUAAGAUGCAAAUGCUGGAAAUGAACCGUAAAAGACAAGAGGCCCAAGUGGAGUUGAAGAAAAGUCUUCACAGGGAGGCAAGAAUUAAUAAGCAAAAUCUGAGGGACCAUAAAGCCAAGAAAAUCCUUCAAAGCAUCCCAAUAAAUGAUGGUGGUGAACUCCUAACCUUGUUGCCUGAUGAAACCUUGAACAGAAGUCUAGGAAAUUCACAGAAUGCAGAACUUUUGGAACAUCAAGCAAGGAAUGACUGUUGUCCCCGGAAAAUUGGCAAAAUGGAAACAUGGCUCCGUGAACAAGAGGCCCGGGGACAGCUGCUCUGGGACAGCUCCAGCUCUGACUCAGACGAGGUGGGGAAAGUUGAGAAGAAACCGAGAGUGCUGAAGAAGAAACCAGAUCUGAGCCCUUCAACUCUCAGGAUCACAAGGCUGCCAGUGGCAGCAUCAGGAUUUGAAGCCCAGCUUUCUACUAUCCAAGCCUGUGUAAUGGACCACUCUACAAGAUGCUGUGCUGUGCCUCAGUAUUCCGUGGUUCCCUCUGGACUCCAGUUUAUGUUGAAUGUUAAAUACACCAAAUGGCUACUCCUGAACAGUAUCUACUAAAACAAAAUGGGAGCAUCCAAGAGCUGGGACCAAACUACAAGAAAAUCCUGAUCCCUAACUCCUAGUUCCGUCCUAGGAGCUCUCACACAUUUCUUCUGCCUCAAGAUGCAAAGGAUGAUAUUCAGAGUGUGACACAUCUUCUUGCACAUUUCCUGGAGGAUCAGAUAGAAACCUCCUCAUUUCUCUUUCACUCGAGAAAGGAAAACAGAAUCAAGCAAGCUUAAGUGACAUUGUUAUAGGGGUCAUUGAUUCUAAUUUAUGAAAAAGAAUACCUUUGGGAACUUCUGUGUCAACUAUUGUCAGUAAUAAGGCACAAAUAGCUAUGGAUAUGAUGUAUAUUAUUUACAUAUAUGCUGGGUUAAAUUUGUUGCUUCCUUUUAGGACUGUUGCAUUUUCCCCCUCUUCUUUUGCAAUUAUUUCAUUUUACCUCGAUGGCUACCAUAGCAGACCUGAGAGAAGGACAGAGAAAGCAGAGAAGUCUGUUAGGAAUUGCUCCUUCCCGGGGCCAGCCCUGUGGCACAGCAGUUAAGUUCGCAUGUUCUGCUUUGGCGGCCUGG
Messenger RNA from Equus quagga, 1752 nucleotides. It is a transcript of the gene CCDC198, whose product is annotated as coiled-coil domain containing 198. The coding region runs from base 143 to 1195 and encodes 350 amino acids. The transcript is spliced from 8 exons. The record is from RefSeq and is a predicted model, not a curated record. NCBI's taxonomy places the organism in Eukaryota, Metazoa, Chordata, Mammalia, Perissodactyla, Equidae.